UCAAACCCAAGUCUUCUUCUUCAUCGUAAGCAAAUUCUUCGCCAUGGGAGCAGCGACCAUUGUACAAGCAGGAUCCAUCUCCUCGUCCUCAGAUAUCUAUAAUAUGUUUCCGAGAUCACCUGCCGGCGGUAAUGAAACCAGGGUGUCAUUCCAUCGCCGCAAUCUGAGUACCAGGUUAUCUCUCGAUUUGAGGGAGAAAAGGGACUUGCCUUCGCCGACCGGAAAGAUGAAUCUACUUCGGCGAGUUAGAUCUGACACCGAUCUUAUCGGAACCACGCCGCUGAGCCUUAGGGGUGCCAGAUCGUCUACGCCAGCGACGCUGGCCGAGGUGGAGGAAGCCAAUCUGGUCACUGGUGGGUGGAAUCGAAUAGAGGUUGUAGAAGAGGAGUUUUUAGGAGGCGGGAAGGGGAACGGGAAGAAGAGUGCGGGAGGAAGCGGAAGCCGUGGAAGCGACAACGGCGACCAGGAUAUUGGAAGCUAUUACCAGGAGAGGCUGAGGGCGGAUCCCGGGAAUCCGCUCCUUUUGACGAAUUACGGCAGAUUUUUGCACGAGGUUGAAGAAAAUUUUAAGAAGGCAGAGGAAUACUAUAGCAGGGCGAUCCUGGUGAGCCCAGAUGACGGCGAGGUUUUAUCGCUGUACGGGCGAUUGCUUUGGGAGUCUCAAAGGGAUUGUAAACGUGCCGAGGCCUACUAUGAGCGCGCCGUUGCGGCCUCCCCCGCUGACUGCUAUGUGCUGGGUUCGUACGCGCAUUUCCUGUGGGACGCAGCGGACGAAGAAGAGGUGGGGAGGGCGGCUUUAACAGCGCCGUUGGUGGAGGCACUCUGAUGUGAAUGGACGGCUUUGAUUUUGUCUUCAAGCGUUUUAUAUAAAUAUAUAAGCGAAUAAGGAUAAUAAAUUAGGAUUUUAUAAUUAUAUGGCAUAUAUAUAUAAAAGCAGUUUUAGAACUGAGUUUGAUG
Dendrobium catenatum is the source of this 957-nucleotide messenger RNA. RefSeq lists its product as uncharacterized. Lineage: Eukaryota; Viridiplantae; Streptophyta; Magnoliopsida; Asparagales; Orchidaceae. The coding region runs from base 44 to 826 and encodes 260 amino acids. Gene Ontology annotation, molecular function: protein binding. The transcript has 3 exons. The record is from RefSeq and is a predicted model, not a curated record.